Molecule: messenger RNA, 501 nt
Organism: Rosa rugosa (rugosa rose)
Lineage: Eukaryota; Viridiplantae; Streptophyta; Magnoliopsida; Rosales; Rosaceae
Exons: 1
Coding region: 1-501 (166 amino acids)
Molecular function (GO): nucleic acid binding; RNA-DNA hybrid ribonuclease activity
Source: RefSeq, a predicted model, not a curated record
AUGUCGAUCAAAUCUGAAUGCAAGCAGAAGAGACCGGCCAUGAAAUGGAGGUGCCCCCCUAGUGGACGUCUCAAGAUAAAAAUAGAUGGAGCUUUUGAUGCUGUCACUAGUAAUGGAGGUAUUGGGGUUGUGGUUCGAAAUGAAGAACGUUUGGGGGUUGCUGCUUUUGCAAGACCGUUUGUACAUGCUCACUCCGCUUUGAAUAUGGAGGUUGAGGCUUGUAGAGUGGGUCUCUUACUUGGUAUUCACCAAGGUUGGUCAGAAAUUGAAGUUGAAAGCGACUCUACCCUUUUAAUUGCUGCCCUUAAUAGAGAAGAGCAGGAUUUCUCCGAAGUAGGUCGAGUUUUGGAAGAUUGUAAAGACUAUAUGUCUGCUUUUCAAUUCAUCCAAGUUCGACAUAUUUACAGAGAAGCAAAUGGUGUUGCUCAUCGUUUAGCACAUCUUGCUAGAGUUGGUAGGCUUGAUGAUAUGUGGUUAGGAGAGACUCCUGUUAUUAUUUAG